This is a messenger RNA of Anoplopoma fimbria (sablefish), 496 nucleotides long. RefSeq names its product small integral membrane protein 18 (gene smim18). NCBI's taxonomy places the organism in Eukaryota, Metazoa, Chordata, Actinopteri, Perciformes, Anoplopomatidae. Bases 97 to 420 code for a protein of 107 amino acids. The transcript is spliced from 2 exons. The record is from RefSeq and is a predicted model, not a curated record.
GGGAGCGGUAGGUGGAGCAGUAGAAGCACGGGAGAGCCGCAUCUGUUGACUUGCAUCUUUGCAUCUUCUGGAGACUGAGCCGCAUACACCGAAAUCAUGGCCAACAGCACUGCCGCCAUACACCCGAGCAAUCUCCCAUGGCACCCGGAGGCGAUCCCUCUCCCCCGCGUCUCCCUGCAGGUCCAGGAGGUCUACCCUUUCCACGACGGCUGGAACGUGGCCUGCUUCAUCAUCCUGCUGCUCUUCAUCCUCACCGUCGUGUCUCUGGCCGCCCUGGCCGUGCUCUAUGAGCUGCUGGACUGCGGGUGCUGCGCCAAAGGGAAGACACACCACCAGCUACAGGAGGAGGGACAGGGAGGCUGCGGCAAGCUCAUGACCAGCAUUUGCAAGGAGCCCGAAUCCCACACUGAGGUGGUGUAGUGGGGCGGCGGGGACGAAGAUGAGGAAGAGUAGGAAUUCAGGUUUCUGAACUGGGCCAAUACCCCAGCGGUGACCC